AUGUCGGUGCCGCUGCUGAAGAUCGGCGUGGUGCUGAGCACGAUGGCCAUGAUCACCAACUGGAUGUCGCAGACGCUGCCCUCGCUCGUGGGGCUCAACACCACCAAGCUGAGCGCCGCCUCGGGGGGCACCUUGGACCGCAGCACCGGCGUGUUGCCUACCAACCCUGAGGAAAGCUGGCAGGUGUACAGUUCUGCUCAGGACAGUGAAGGACGAUGCAUAUGCACAGUGGUGGCGCCUCAGCAGACGAUGUGCUCGCGGGAUGCCAGGACAAAGCAGCUACGGCAGCUGUUGGAAAAGCAAGUGCAGAACAUGUCCCAGUCAAUAGAAGUCUUGGACAGGCGAACUCAACGGGAUCUUCAGUACGUUGAGAAGAUGGAAAAUCAAAUGAGAGGCCUGGAAUCCAAGUUCAAGCAAGUGGAAGAGAGUCACAAGCAACACCUGGCCAGACAGUUUAAGGCGAUAAAAGCGAAAAUGGAAGAGCUUAGGCCCUUGAUCCCAGUCUUGGAGGAGUACAAAGCCGAUGCCAAAUUGGUUUUGCAGUUUAAGGAGGAGGUGCAGAACCUGACGUCGGUUCUAAACGAACUCCAAGAGGAAAUUGGCGCCUUUGACUACGAAGAGCUUCAGAGCAGAGUGUCAAAUCUUGAAGAGAGGCUGCGGGCAUGCAUGCAGAAAUUAGCAUGUGGGAAGUUGACUGCAAUAAGCGACCCCAUCACCGUAAAGACCUCUGGCUCACGCUUCGGCUCCUGGAUGACGGACCCCUUGGCUCCCGAGGGUGAAAGCAAGGUCUGGUACAUGGACAGCUAUCACAACAACCGAUUUGUCCGCGAAUACAAAUCCAUGUCUGACUUUAUGAACACGGAUAACUUCACCUCUCACCGCCUUCCACACCCCUGGUCUGGCACUGGCCAAGUGGUCUACAACGGCUCGAUUUAUUUCAACAAAUACCAAAGCCACAUCAUCAUCAGAUUUGACUUGAAAACGGAGACCAUCCUGAAAACCCGCAGUCUGGAUUACGCAGGCUACAAUAACGUCUACCAUUACGCCUGGGGUGGCCAUUCGGACAUUGACCUCAUGGUGGAUGAGAACGGGCUGUGGGCCGUCUACGCCACCAACCAAAACGCAGGGAACAUUGUCAUCAGCAAGCUGGACCCCAACACCUUGCAGAGCCUCCAGACCUGGAACACCAGCUACCCCAAGCGCAGUGCUGGCGAGGGCUUCAUCAUCUGCGGCACUUUGUAUGUCACCAACGGCUACUCGGGAGGGACCAAGGUGACCUACGCUUACCAGACCAACAGCUCCACUUACGAGUACAUAGACAUCCCAUUCCUAAACAAGUACUCGCACAUUUCUAUGCUGGACUACAACCCCAAGGACAGAGCUCUCUACGCCUGGAACAACGGCCACCAGAUCCUGUACAACGUCACCCUUUUCCACGUCAUCCGGUCUGACGAGUUGUAGUCCUUUUUGUGGCGCAGAGAUGGGACUGAAGGCUUCACACACACACACACACAGCCACCAGAGAGCCGAAGGUGUCAGGGACACGUAUUUUAAAAUAUCGAAAGGGAAGUUUCGAAUGGAGCAGCUGCCAAACUCUACACAGAGAGGAUUGUACCUGAGUGAAAACGGCAAGACCAGAACUUACCUCUCAAACGUCAAACUACUAUUAUCGACAACAUGGGGAAAAAAUGCUACUCAUUUGCAGCUGGAACUGCACUUGAAAAAUACUUUCCAGCCACUUUUUCAGGGUGGGGCCAGGGUGGAUGUCCCCCCCCCAUUUAUGUUCCAAUAGCAGAGCUGUAGUUACAAAGUACAAUGAAAGGCGAUGACUGUUGGACAUUCAUUAGGGGUUACCUGGUUUUCUUGUUCCCCUUCUCUUUCUUUCGCCUUUGUUUUCUUGGUGUGUUGCAUGGACUCUUCCCUACAUCACAGAGAGCGUCAGUGAAUGUCUGGGUUGUUUGACAGCAUACAGUUGAUUCAUGCUAGCAGAGUUUGAUUUUUUUUUUUAAAUGAAAAGAGGGUUAUGUGUAAAGAUCGUUUAACCAUUGCAGCUAGCAACUCAUCUCUCUCUCUCUCUUUUUCUGUGCUUUAUGUCCCCUUUAGACAAACUGUUCUGAGACCCAAAGUAGCUAAUGGAACUGUGUCUUUAGUAGCUAUAAAAUACAAAAAGAAAAAAAGUUAUGUACCAUGGACAAGAUGUUGUACCCAAAUAUUUGUUUGAACAUGUAUCCAACCAAUAACUUGUACCCUAAAUGUCUGUUAUUAACCAGAGGUGGAAAACUUUAUAUGUCCAAGUUUAUGCAAUGAAUGUUGUAAAUGCAAACAAAGUCAUUUGAAUUAAUAAAUGAAAGUUUCAUAUCUUAAAAAAAAGUACUGUGUUUAUGUCAUAGGUAAGCAACUAAUGUCUAGAAGGACGUUCAGAAGCAAGAAAAAUUUCACAAAUAGAUCAGCUUUUACUUUCUUCCGAAUUCUAUGAGUAUUUGAACUUUCUCUGUAUAUAACGUGUAAACAAUAUGGACACAAUCUGUAUGUUUUGUUUUGUUUUUUGUACAGUGGCCUUUCUUUGAUCCCUUUGCAUUGCAGAUGACUGAAUAUACUGCGUCUUUUCUAUACUGCCUCUUUUAAAUUGCAGUGCCCUUUGAAAUGUUGCAAAAUA
This is a messenger RNA of Protobothrops mucrosquamatus (brown spotted pit viper), 2656 nucleotides long. It is a transcript of the gene OLFM1, whose product is annotated as olfactomedin 1. The transcript has 7 exons. The record is from RefSeq and is a predicted model, not a curated record. Gene Ontology annotation, biological process: signal transduction. Lineage: Eukaryota; Metazoa; Chordata; Lepidosauria; Squamata; Viperidae. Bases 1 to 1461 code for a protein of 486 amino acids.